AUGCCGCUCACCGAAUCGACGGCCUCGCCGAAAGAACUCGCGGAAACGCUGAAGAACGACGCCAAGGAUUCCGGCGCCAGCAGCUUCGUCGCCGUCUACGCGUCGCAUGUGGCAACGCCAGCAGGUGGUAGCCAGAGUUGGUGCGGCGACUGCAUCGCCGCGGAGCCGCUGGUCGAGAAGAAGUUUGGCGGCAAGUUCGGCGAGAAGUGCUGGGUCGUGUGGGCGGGGGAUAAGGCUGAAUGGCGGACGCCGGAUAAUGUGUGGAGGAAGGCUCCGUUUAGCAUCACGAAUUUGCCGACGCUGAUUAAGGUCACGCCUGAGGGGAAGUGGGAGAAGCUGGUUGAGGGCGAUGUCUACAACCAAAGGAAACUAGAUGCAUUUGUCGGAUUCUAG
This is a messenger RNA of Lasiodiplodia theobromae, 393 nucleotides long. RefSeq names its product Thioredoxin-like protein 5. Gene Ontology annotation, molecular function: protein-disulfide reductase [NAD(P)H] activity. The record is from RefSeq and is a predicted model, not a curated record. Gene Ontology annotation, cellular component: cytosol. The transcript has 3 exons. Lineage: Eukaryota; Fungi; Ascomycota; Dothideomycetes; Botryosphaeriales; Botryosphaeriaceae. Bases 1 to 393 code for a protein of 130 amino acids.